Messenger RNA from Bipolaris oryzae ATCC 44560, 273 nucleotides. RefSeq lists its product as uncharacterized. The coding region runs from base 1 to 273 and encodes 90 amino acids. The record is from RefSeq and is a predicted model, not a curated record. The transcript is spliced from 3 exons. NCBI's taxonomy places the organism in Eukaryota, Fungi, Ascomycota, Dothideomycetes, Pleosporales, Pleosporaceae.
AUGGCAAGCUCACCCUCCUCCCACGACAUCAACUCCUGUGUCCUGUUCCUGGAAGGAGCAAAAGCUUCCGCCCUGGUAUCUGAUGUGCUGAACGCGGCACUCGGCUUGGUUAGGAUGCCGCAAAGCCCUGGUUCGUUGGGACAAUCCUCCCGCUGCACACGCCACAGCUGGGUGAAGGGCAAGAUGCAUGCAACUUACCCGUAUCGGCACUUGUGUAUCCAGUGUACUGCAGCGCUCUCACCGUUGAUGAGUGGCGUCCGGAAACGAAGGUGA